Bradysia coprophila is the source of this 3620-nucleotide messenger RNA. RefSeq lists its product as uncharacterized. The record is from RefSeq and is a predicted model, not a curated record. Lineage: Eukaryota; Metazoa; Arthropoda; Insecta; Diptera; Sciaridae.
CAGCAACUCUGUGUAUUAUCAUAUUAAAUUUAACCGGUUCGUGGUGAGUGUUAAUUUGGUCAUGUCGUUUCGAUUUUAAUGUUAAGGAUCAGUUUUAAAGUUAAGCUCGCGGGAAGCACAUCAACGUAACAAUGAAUGUGAUUUGGAUUCUACUUACUGCGUAUACUACUAUAACCGCAACUCAAAGCAAUGUCAUCUAUUUCCCACCUCCACCUGUACCUCAACCUAUGAAAUGCGUGAAAAAUAUCGAACUUCUUCCCAGCAAUAUUUCAACCAAUUUCGAUAUAAAAAUUGAAAAGGAUCACAUUGAAUUGACGGUUUGCAAUAACGACAAAUUCGAUUAUUUCAAGGUGCCUUGGAGCGAUUAUCAUUGUUCAUGCCGUAAAGCUAUAGGACUUAAUGUGAACCUAACAUCCAGCAGAAUAGAUGAGGAGAACAAAAUUUGUCAUGGGUCCUCCCUUAUCGACGACGGCUUCGCCUACGAUUCGAAUCAUUCGAAAUGUAGCUUUGAGAUUUUUGAUGACAAAAGCUUCAGCGUAAUAUACAUUACUGGAUUUGGAUAUACUAACUACGUUUAUGCAGUUCACAAAGAAACCGGAGAGAUUACAGAAUAUACCGCAGAAUACAUACACCCGAAGACUCCACACGACGAAUCAGAUGACACCGAUCAAUUUCUGGCAGAACUAAAUGAAUGCCUCGAUGCACAGAACCGUAUACCCAAAAAUUUACCGAUUUCAUUUGAUUUUACUAAGAGAAACAGUCACAUCGAAAUAGUAGCAUUCCGCGAGAAUCAUUACGAUUUCUAUAAAAUAAAUUGGGAAGGACAUUCUUGUUACCAAAAAAUCGGUGAACAUCGCAAGCCAAACGAUACUAUGGGAGUGGAUAAUAAGCUAUGUGAUAAUCGACCAUUGUCGACACAUCAAGACUAUGGUACUUUUCGCUGUGCUUAUGAUAUUUGGACGACAGUGCAUGACGAUGAAGAAUAUUUUGUAUUUUACGUUAAAAGUGGCGUGUGGAGGGGGGCAAACGCUUACAUCAUCAAUACGUCUACGAAUAAUGUCAGUUUCCUUUAUUCUCUAUUAAAAUCUGCCGGCGAAGAAAUAUUCGAGAUAUACAAAACGAGUACCGUUUCAAUAAAAAAAUGUUUCGAGAAGAAACUGCAGUUACCGAAACACUUACCGAUCGAAUUCGAAAUGCUGCAUAAAGCUGGGACAACGGUCAUUUUGAUAGCAUACGCGAACAAAACUGAUUAUUAUGAAAUCAACCGGAGCGGCAGCGUUCGUAUGUUUAAGCCACGUCUGGAUGGUCCGAUAAGAGAAUUGGACGAAUUAUCGGAUUGGGAGAAUGCAGAUGAAGCGCUCGAAUGUCCAUUAGUCCAUUUGGUUGAUGAUCGGGACUAUACAAUACUGAUUGUCGAAAGUCCCACCCAAAUAACUGCGGGUUAUACGUAUCUAAUAAAUAAAGAAACGUUGGACGUAUCGUUCAAGCUUUAUCCGAAUACCAUCUACAGCCAAUGUGAGAUUGAUGUGCCUCAAUCGAAGAGAGAAGUCAGCAAUGAAUUCGAACAUGAAAUCGAGCGUUGUGCGAAUCAACAGAACUUACUUUCGAGUGCCACAAAUGUUUCCAUUGCCCGGAUUGAUAAUCACAUCCGAAUUUCGGUGAAAUAUGACGGGAAAUACGAUCUCUAUGUGCUCAAUUCUAAAGGAUAUGUGUGCUAUGCCAAGCGAGAGUUAACUGCUCCACCCAUAAACGGACUAAUGGAUGAUGCUCUGCAGGAAUGUGACAAACGACGUAUGACAUCAUGUACCGGCGGUGUCCACACUUUCAAAUGUGGCUUGGAAAUUGUAAGCCCAGCAAACGGUGAUUUCGUUGCCCUGAACAUAUUAUCGCGCUUUUGCAACACCACGACGUGCAUGGGUUCAUACACAUAUUUGAUCAAUAAAUUCACGAAGGAGGUACACUUUAAACGGUACACGAAACUUGCUGAAAUGAAGUGGGAAUUGGACAGAACACCGGCGCACGAAGAGUAUGAUUCUGACUUCGAGGAGUGCCUUAAUUUACGCUAUGCAAUACCAAGUGAUUUACCCGUAAAAUUCAACGUAUCCGUGGUAAACCACUUAAACAAGCACUUUGACAUAUCAGUGUACGACGAUGGUAAAUACGAUUACUACGAACUUGAUAGGAGAGGUAAAGCAUACUAUACAGACAUCCGAAGAGACAUGAAUCCGAUCCGAUCAUUUGAGGAGCACUUAAGAUGCGAUGCACAACAUCCGCUUGGACCAUGCACCUAUGACUUCCAUCCAUUAUUCAGAUGUGGCUACGAAGUAAUUAAGAACGAAACUGACAUAUCCAUUUUUGUGUAUGCCGACGACCUUAACCCAUACGAGUAUAACGUCGAUAGAAGCAGUGGAAAGACUUUAUUGUAUCGAUACGAAAGAGGUUUUUUACGUUCAUUUGAAGAAACGUUCGAUAACUGUCUGAAAAAGAAAUACGCGACGGAUUUCCAUAUUCCUUUGGAAGUGACGAUGAAAACGAAGGAAAACAGUGGGGAAACAGAGAAUUAUCUGGCAAUUUCGGUCAAAUAUCAAGGAAAGUAUGACCUUUACGUAACCGAAGAUUGGGGUUAUGUUCGCUACGUAGAAAUGCAAUUGGCGGAUGAACCCAACCUUACACUUGCAGACUAUUCGAACAACAAUCGUGUCAACAGAAGUAGUUUCGACGACACCCCGCUAGCAUUUCGAUGUCCGUUAAAAGUUGUUGAAAAUGAGAACUACGUGAAUGUGUCAGUGAAUGCUCUUCAUUACGAUCACGUUUACACCAUCGACAAAUCGAACAACGCCAUGACAUACGUCAAACGAAAAGAUAAUUUUGUUUUGUCGCUUCCGAUUCCAGAUUUUGAACUGAAUUAUAUUGCCGAAGUGGAUCGAUGCAUGGAAAAAUUAUCAAAUUUUAACGGCGGCCCGUUUCCUGUUACUGUUAUCAGAAACCGAAAUUUUCUACAAAUUUUGGUGGAAUUCAACGGAACCCGUCAUACCUACAUAACUAAUUCACUGGGCGAAGAAAUGUGUCGAGUAUAUCAUGAGCCUCAGGAAGAAGUCAUUGACGUACAUCUAUUACUGGAAGAUGUUUAUCCGGACUGUAUAAGCCGCUAUGGUCCGGCAGUUACAUUUGAUUGCCCUACAUUAGUCUUAACAGAGGAUGAAAAUCAAGUCACCGUGAAGAUUGUCAUAAGGCCUGAAACCUUUUAUUUUACGUACAACUUAGAUAAAUUGUCCGGAACAAUGACUUACAAAUCCCUUUUAAUGGUAAGUUUUCCUGCGAUACAUAGCGUCGUACUCAAAUCUUUAAUCGGAUAAUCUGAACUGUAGUUUAUGUGUCAAAUUGUGUGACUAACUUUCCGUGCCUUUAUAUUCUAUUUUUACUUGGUGUCUACAGAUACAGAAGAGAACUAUAUGCAAUCGUUGCCUAUUAUUUCUGUUAAUUGGUUAAUAGUGCUUAGUGACAUAUGUUUGGCCAAGACAUUUUUUAAAUGGAUUUCUUACCAUGAAGCCAUCAUGGCUCAUUUUGUACAAAUGUACAAAAAUGUAGAUUACGUUUUCUACUACAUUUUUGCACAUUUG